AAACUAAACUCACCGGCCAACAGGCCGGGUAAAAAGCUAGUUGUGAUAUAAAAUACAAGAGGACGAUUAGUUCACCAGUAAUCGCCAUUAAAUGAUAGUUCUAAGUUAUAACCAUUUUUUAACAACGAAAUAUUUAACCAAAUAUUAUUUAUUCUCAAAAGUAAUGGUGAUGUUAAUUUUGUUUAAUGAAUAACCGAAGAUAUUGAAGGGAGUUAGUUAUACUAUAAUUGAUGAUUUCAUUCCACAAAUACCACGCUUUGUUAACAUGGUUUAAUUUUCGUAGAAGAGUAAAAAUGGUGCGGUGAUGGACCUAAAACAGUAAGGCUUUCGAAUAGACAUGAAUAAUCAAAUGAAAAAGGACUGCUCGAUAAGAUCUCAUACCUAAAGCUAGCAUCAUAUAACCCAAUUGAGACAUUGUAGAAUAGGCUAAACUUCUCUUAAUAUGAGCAAGCAAUAAAGUAGCUCCUAAAAGUACUGUCAUUAUACAUAUCAAAGUAAUCAUAUUCAUUAUGUAAGGUAUAACGGAGAAAAGGGGAAGAAGGCGGACUACAAGAAAAAUUCCGCUUAUUUAUUUCAUAAUAUUUUAAUCUAAAAAAAAUGUAGGGUUAAUACCUUAUUUUGGCCUGAACUAUGACUAUAUAAUCAACUUUGGCCUGUGAUUUCAGAAAUUAACAUCUUGGCAUCAACUAUGCAACAUAUAGAUUUAAUUGGCCCCACACAUGGUUUGACUGUCAGUCAACACACCAUGUCAUUGCCUCGUUAGCCUAAAAAUUAUUAAAAAUUUUAAAUUUAAAUUAUUUUCCUAAUUUCUAUUAUUUAUCAUUAUCAAAUUAACCAAAAAACAAAAUUAUAAAAAUAUAUAAUAAAUGUUAUUUUUUAUUUUUUGGGUACUUUGAAAAGGAUAAAUUAAGUUAACCAAAAAUUAUCCAAUUAUUUUAAUUAUUUAAUUUUAGGUUGAUUUGAAAAUGAUAAAUAAUAGAAAUUAGAAAAAUAAUUUAAAUUUGAAUUUCUUAAUAAUUUUUAGACUGACAUGGCGUGUUGACUAACGGUUGACGGUCAAACCAUGUGUCAGGCCAAUUGAGACUAAAUGCUGCAUAGUUGAGGUCAGGAUGUUAAUUUAUGAAACCACGGGCCAAAGUUAAUAUAUGAUGAUAGUUCGAGUUAAAAUAAGGUAUUAACCAAAAAAAUGUAAGUGAUAACUUGGGUGUUAGAAAUCAAGUGUUGGCCUAAAUAGACAAAAAAAAAAUUAUAACGUCCCAAAUUAGAGAGGGGCGCAAGAGCGGGACUGCCCGUUUGCCAGGUUAACUUGGAUGCAACUAAUCCCUUCUUCUGAAUACCACCGAUUUUUCGGAACCAGUUUACAGGAAUGAAUCAUGUGCAAUAUAAAAAAGGAGCAAUUUAGCCUUGAGUUUGGCCUUCUCUGCUGGUCUCUUUGGAAGACCAGGAUUGAUCGAAUCUUUGCUGGGAAGAUCGUCUCCCCUGAAGCCUUUCUACAACGUGUCCAGGCUUGGAUAACUGUAGUGCGAGAUGCCUUGGACAAGGAUAGGCUCAUCCAUCAGCCUAAUCCACCCAUAAGAACGGAGGUGGAGAUCUCUUGGAAGCCGCCACCUCCAGAGUGGGUUACCCUCAACACUGACGGCUCCGUCAUUGGUGCAACAGGCCAAGCUGCAGCUGGUGGCCUGUUGCGAGAUCAUUUAGGACGCUGCUUGUUGGCGUUCACUUUUAAACCUGGGGAUUUGCUCUAUCACCCAGGCAGAGUUGAGGGGUGCUGUUGAAGGUCUUCAGAGGGCUUGGGAGGCUGGUGCUAGACGCGUGAAGCUAGAGUUGGAUUCGGAAUGUGUUUGCCAGCUGCUGCAGGAUCCAGACUCUAGUGAGCACCAACAUGCAGCGAUUUUACACCGAGAAUCAGAGCUGCUUCACAGACAGUGGGGCGUCUCUAUAACCCACAUUUACAGGGAAGGCAAUAAGUGUGCGUAUCUCCUUGCGCACCAAGGCCAUUGUGUUCCGUUAGGUGACCAUUCUUUUCCUUUGAGUGAUCCUUUAUUUUGUAACUGGUUAAAUUACGAUAUUCAGGGGCUUUUCGAAUCCCGGGUGGUUUUGAAUGAAAGAUAGGGUGCUUUUGCAUCCAUUUGAUUAAAAAAAAAAAAAAAAGAGGGGCGCAAGAAAAAAAGUGGAUGGUGGAAUUACUGAAAUGGGUACCGAAAUGUGCUCUUCUUUUAGGAAAUUCAAAACACUAAAAAAACUGUUAAAACUCUAUUAUUAUUAUAUACUAGCUUGUAACCCGGCUCCUUGACCGAAAUGUCUGUAUUUGAGUAUUUAUAUUUUAUGUUAUGUUUAAAUUUAUAAUCCAUUUAAUUUUAUUGUCAAUUCUUUGUUUUUUUUUUUUGUAAAAUUAUUGUCAAUUCUUCGAUCGAGAUGAUACAUAAACAAUGAAUGUAUAGGUUGAAUAUUUGAAGAAAUACCAUAAGAAUUUAAGUAUAUAAAAUAUAUAAAUGUAUCCUUAACCCAAUUUCAUAAUUAUAAUUAAGCUCCUGUUAUAAUGAUAUUAGUUAAUUAAUUGUCAGGACAUAUAGAGUAUAAAAGCCCGCUGGAAUUCUCACACGACCCAUAUGUAAUUGAAAACUAAAACUAAAAUCUCAUAAUCCUACAUAAAUGGUUCAAUGCUCUCCUUUUCAGAACCACAUGCCACUAAUUAAAAAGAAAUGAAGAGUUGUUGAUUUAAGUCAACCAUAUACUAACAACUCAACUAAAAGGGAAUCAUCAAAAGUUGAGCGCAAAUGACAAAAUUAAGGAUACCUCCAAUAUACUAAUGACUCGAUCAAACAAAUAAGACACAAAAUGAGACACUACUUAUCUCCCAUUAGUUUGAAUAGAGAAUCAACCUUAAUUUUAAUAAAUCAAUAAAUGAUUCCUCAUUUUAAGAUAGACAUAGGUUGUGGUAGCUGCACAACCAUAAACCUAAAGACCAAUAGCCACAACUAUUCCUUGUACAACCAACUUUUUAUCCCCUCUAUCUCCAAUCUCAAGAGGCAUUUGUUUCAACCCAAAAUUCACUUUCUAAUCCUUCUCCUGCAAUUCUAUUUCUGCUAUUUUGAUGGCCUUCUCUAUGUGGCCCUCAACUUCUCUUCCAAUUGGGAUUCUUGUCAACUCGCUCUUCAACUCCUCAACCUUUUCUUGUAUUUGGCCAACUCAUCUUCCUUAGGGGCAUUUGUAAUAAGCUCGGUAAAGCCACUCCUCAUCUCCAAUUCCAUCAGUAUGCUCAUAUCCUCCUUGACUUCCUUCAACUACUCCGGAUCACUUCCAUGCCACCCUCUCCAUUUUCAUAAAUAUCCUCAUCAUCUCUCACUUCUCUCUCUUAAACUACUCCAGUUUUUCUUUCAUGUCUUUCAAUACCCUCCUCAAUUUUAUCACUACCCUCGCCAACUUCCUCUUCUCUGUCUUCACCUGAUGUAGUUGAACUUUACUUGCUACCAAAUCCGAACAUAAUUUCUUCCCCCACUACUUCUAUUCUCAAACAUAAUCUCAACUCUUCUACUCCAAGUUCAACACCACCACCUCCCAGAGUAUUGUUGCGUGGAGGCUAAAUUUUACCAAUCACUAUGGCUUGCAAUUAUAUUGAUUGACACUAAACACAUCGACAAAAUCAACAGUGUCUAAGUAAUCCUAAAACAAUAUCAAAAUUUGAUCGGUGAGCUGGACCACAAGAAUCGAGAUAAAUGAAGAAAAAUAUG
Linum trigynum is the source of this 3731-nucleotide messenger RNA. The record is from the annotation of a GenBank genome assembly. NCBI's taxonomy places the organism in Eukaryota, Viridiplantae, Streptophyta, Magnoliopsida, Malpighiales, Linaceae.